This is a messenger RNA of Protopterus annectens (West African lungfish), 3022 nucleotides long. RefSeq names its product IL2 inducible T cell kinase (gene ITK). The record is from RefSeq and is a predicted model, not a curated record. Bases 46 to 1896 code for a protein of 616 amino acids. Gene Ontology annotation, biological process: T cell receptor signaling pathway; NK T cell differentiation; peptidyl-tyrosine autophosphorylation. NCBI's taxonomy places the organism in Eukaryota, Metazoa, Chordata, Ceratodontiformes, Protopteridae. The transcript has 17 exons. Gene Ontology annotation, molecular function: non-membrane spanning protein tyrosine kinase activity; ATP binding; protein binding.
GUUGAGUUAUGAAGCCUUCUCCAUGUAGCUCUAUCUAGAGUUAAAAUGAGCAACAGUAUUAUCCUUCAGGAGGUUCUUAUCAAAAGAUCACAACAGAAACGAAGGACAUCACCUGCAAAUUAUAAACUCCGUUGUUUCAUUCUCACUAAGACUAGAUUGGCUUACUUUGAGCAUCGCACGGGGAAAAAGGACACAUUGAAGGGCUCCAUUGAACUGUCAAAAAUUAAAUGUGUAGAAAUUGUGAAGAGUGACAUAUAUAUUCCAUGCAGCUUUAAAUAUCCCUUCCAGGUUUUCCAUGAUAGUUACAUCUUAUAUGUAUUUGCACCAGAGAAAGACAGCAGGAACAGAUGGGUGUGUGCACUAAAGGAAGAAACAAGGAACAACAGUAUUAUAGUCCCAAAGUUCCACCCAAACUUCUGGUGUGAUGGCAGAUGGAGGUGUUGUGCACAAACAGAGAAGUUGGCACUUGGCUGUUCACUAUAUGACCCAAACAAAGAUGCAUCUAAAAAACCUCUUCCUCCAACACCAGAUGACAACUGGAGAGCAUUCUCAGAAGAAGAAGAAGAACAGAUUUUCAUUGCCCUGUAUGACUUCAAAUCCCCAGAUUCUCCAGAACUAGAAUUAAUUAAAGGAGAAGAAUAUUUUCUUAUUGAUGGCUCGCAACCUGACUGGUGGAAAGUACAAGACAAAUAUGGGAAUGAGAUGUUGGCACCAUCGAAUUUUUUAUCGGAAAAAUCCUGCAACAACCUACACAAAUAUCAAUGGUACAAUGGAACAAUGGCAAGAAGCAGGGCUGAACAACUUCUGAAUAAUGAGGGCAAAGAAGGGGCAUUCAUAGUGAGAGACUCCAAACAACCUGGCAUGUACACUGUCUCUGUUUACAGCAAAGCAGGAAGGGAUACUGGUCCUGCCAUAAAGCACUAUCAUAUCAAGGAAACAGAUGACAAUCCAAAACAAUAUUACCUGGCAGAAAAACAUGUCUUCCCAUCAAUACCAAAACUCAUCUACUAUCACCAGCACAAUGGAGCAGGUCUCAUCACACGACUCCGAUAUCCUGUCUCCUGCAGAGAAGACAUGCAGCUCACACCUACUAAUCUCCCCUUUGAUAAGUGGGAAAUAGAUCCUUCUGAGCUGACAGUUGUACAGGAAAUUGGAAGUGGUCAGUUUGGAGUAGUUCAUUUAGGAUACUGGCAGGGAAGUACCAAAGUGGCAAUCAAGAUGGUUCGGGAAGGUGCUAUGUCUGAAGAAGACUUCAUGGAGGAAGCUCAAGUAAUGAUGAAGCUUUCUCAUAAUAAAUUAGUUCUCCUGUAUGGUAUUUGCAGUCAGCAGUCUCCCUUGUACCUGAUAUCUGAGUUUCUAGAACAUGGCUGUCUCUUAGACUAUCUGAAAAAUCACAAAGGGCGUUUUUCUAAACUUCUCCUGAUUGAAAUGUGUAAAGAUGUCUGUGAAGGGAUGGCAUACCUCGAAAGUGUUCGAUUCAUUCACAGAGACCUGGCUGCAAGAAACUGUUUAGUAGGAGAACAUAAUAUAGUGAAGAUUUCUGACUUUGGGAUGUCUAGGUUUGUCCUGGAUGAUCAAUAUACAAGCUCUUCUGGCACAAAGUUCCCAGUCAAGUGGUCUGCUCCAGAGGUUUUCCGUUACUCAAAAUACAGCAGCAAGUCAGACGUAUGGUCAUUUGGUGUGCUGAUGUGGGAAGUAUUCACAGAAGGAAAAAUGCCAUAUGAGAACCGAUCAAAUAUGGAAGUUGUUGAUGAUAUUUCUUUAGGGGUGAGACUUUAUAAACCGAAGCUGGCAUCAAAUGUAAUCUAUGAACUUAUGGACUGGUGCUGGAAAGAGAAACCAGAAGACAGACCAUCCUUUGCUGUUGUUUUACAUGAACUUGAGGCAGCAUCAUAACAUGGAUUAUAACUGGAAGGACAGUAUGGUACAGCAGUAUAACUUGCAGAUGUCUAAUCAGAAUAGUAGUGGAGACAUUUACAGUCAGCAUUAUACCAUAUCUCUUGGAUCUUCUACAAAAUGAUGUACCAGGAAAAAAAUCCAGAGAAUUCCUAAAGUUAUACUAAGCUUUAAUAGACCAGUUUGUUCUAUGCUGCGAUAAUUAAUGGUGUUUUUACUCAUUCCAUUUGGAUGCACUCAGUUACUUACGUCAUUAAAUGGAUCCUUUUUUCAGUGACUUACUUUCCUAAUUUGCCAUAACUCUGGAUGAUGGAAGUAGCCCCAUUCACACAUAUAAGUCGUAUUAGACUCUGUGGUAUCUUGAAUAGUAAUUUGUGGUACACUCAGACUGUUUUCUGAAAAGAAUUUCAGCCUUCUUAAGUCAUGAAACGUCAAAGAAGAUAUAAUGGAUUCUGUAAUUUCUUUGAACUGUCAUCUGUAUUUUCUGAGGUUAUAGUUUAUGGAUUACUUAUAUUUUUAAUCCUGCCUUCUGCAGCUAUAUUAUUUUUAAAAAAUGGGUUCCUUUAUCCAUUUGAAAGGCCACUGAGAAAGCUUUGUUAGACUCCUGUAUUCAGUAGUGUAAUAGUUUCUGGACAUUUCAGCCUUUUUAAGUCAUGACACUGCAGACUCAUUGAACUGUUAUCUGGAAUUGCUAAGAGGUUGUAGAUGACAGAUCACUUACAUUUUUACUUUGCCUUCUGAAUCUAUAUUAUCUUUAAAAAUGGAUUCCCUUAUCCUGUCAGAUGCCAUCAAAGAAAGCCUUGAUAAACGCCAGUAAUCAGCAGCGCUAUAGUUUCAUGACAUGCAUGGACAUGUUCUUCUCUACUGUGUAAUAAAAUGCUAGUGUUUUGAUAUUUAUUUUUCACUAUUGAUGAUGCUUCUAAAGCAACUGUCAGAAAAUUCUGGUUCGGCAAAUGACUCUUCAACACUGCAGUGGUACACAGGAUGGACUAAUUGCAUUGAAAUUUGGAAUACUUACACAAUGAAACCACAUUUCUGUUUCGCUAGUGCUUUACUGAACAUAACUUUUAUUGUGUGAAUAUAGUAAAUAUUCUAGUGUGUGUGUGUGUGUGUGUGUGUGUGUGUG